AAGGAGAAGAGAAGAAUGGCAUUGGGAUUGGGUAACGCUGUUGCUCUUCCUAUCUCAAACUUGAAACCUUCUCUAAAGUUAUCUUCUUCUUCUUUCACCAAACUCUUGUUCUCUUACUCUCGCCCCUUUUCCUGCAUCAAUGUUUCUCCUCCAAUGCCAAACCGCAUUCCCACCUUGGCAUUAGUUCGAGCCUUUUCCUCUUCCUCUUUCAGGUCUUGCCUCGAAGACACCAUCAAAAAGACCGUAGCUGAGAACCCAGUUGUCAUUUAUUCCAAAACCUGGUGUUUCUAUUCCUCUGAGAUGAAAAUCCUCUUCAAAAAACUCGGCGUCGACCCUCUUGUCUUUGAAUUAGACGAAUUGGGUCCUCAAGGGCCACAGUUGCAGAAGGUUUUGGAAAGGAUCACAGGGCAACACACUGUGCCAAAUGUAUUUAUUGGUGGCAAACGCAUUGGCGGCUGUACAGAUACACUGAAGCUGUACCGGAAAGGAGAACUAGAACCUUUGCUAUGAGAAGUGAAUGCUAAAAAAACUGAGAGCUAAGCUGUUGACUGGCAUCCUAAAGGGAACAUGAUCC
Molecule: messenger RNA, 574 nt
Organism: Glycine soja
Lineage: Eukaryota; Viridiplantae; Streptophyta; Magnoliopsida; Fabales; Fabaceae
Product: glutaredoxin-C5, chloroplastic-like
Exons: 1
Coding region: 16-510 (164 amino acids)
Biological process (GO): cellular response to oxidative stress
Cellular component (GO): cytoplasm
Molecular function (GO): glutathione disulfide oxidoreductase activity
Source: RefSeq, a predicted model, not a curated record